CAAGCUUGUGAUGCUUUGAGGGCCACAUUGCUGAACUUGUGCCGCUGCGUUCCGCUGGCAUGAGCCCGUGGCUCCAGCUGCGCCAUGGCAGAAGUUCCCGUGCUGCGGGUGGGGCCGCACCUCCGCCACGCGAGGCGGAGGUUGCCAUGCUUGUCUGCGAGAGUGGUGGGCAUUAGCUGUGCAAUGACCAUGGUGGCUGCGUGGUGCUUUGUCUCACCCAGCCAGACGCCGGAAGGCCGCAGAGCUGUGGUACCUGGCCGCAGGGCCGAGGCUACCCUGAAGAAUGUGGAGACAGGCGCCCUGGGCAGCGGCGGAAGCGGUGCGCUGCCGCGCUUCGAGCCGCGAGAAGUGGGCAGUGCCGAGCAGCUCAUGCUCAGCAGAAUGCCGGAGGGGCACUUGAUCACUACCCAUACCUCAUUGGCACUUCUUCAGGGCGUUGCAGAUGGGAAGAAGUUGGAAAAGGCAUUGCAUUGGGCCGUCAUCCGGCACCCCAUGCUGCGGGCGGCCGCAGUGGAGCCCACGGUACGGGCGAAGGAUACAGGUCCUUUCUUUCAUGGGGGGCAAGAUGGAAGGUGGAUGUGGGCACCCACCAACCUCACCAAGGAGGAGAUCGUUCAGCGGGCACUCUCUGUGGAAGAUGUCGCCGGAGACUUUGAUGCGAAGUGCAAAGAAUACUUCGAACAGUCAUUGGAUCGGAGCACCUUCGACUUCCAGGAGGGUCCGCUGUGGAAACUACGCCUUCUACGCCAAGGUGGCUUUCGGGGCCCCUUGGGCGGCCGCAGCGCCUUGUUGUUCAGCUUUGUGCACUCGAUCGACGACCAGAAGAGCGCGAACAUCCUUUUGCACGACAUCCUCUCCAACCUGCAGGAGGAAGGUGAUGUGGCCGAUCCAGAGCCAGCAGAGUUACCGGCUUCACUGGAGGAUGUGUUCUUAAAAGAUGACUUGGAUGUUCAGAAGCUUGCUGGAUACGCGCUCUCCCAGGCGGAGGCCGGUGCGGUGCCCUUCAUGAAGAUCCCCUCGGCCUUGCGGUCCGUGGAGCGGAACGUCCGAAAGAACUUUGGCCUCAGCCCCAGGCAGCCUGUCGCACAGGAUCGGCCAGGGACGGUGCCCACAGCCCCUGCCACUGGAAAUGCGAAGCUUCUAUUAUCAGAGGCCUUGUCACCGGAGAGCGAUUUUUGGGCAGCACGCAGACAGAACCUGGUUAGCUUCUGCUCCCUUCCAAAAGACAAAGUGUCCAUCUUGCUCCAGCGAUGCCGUGACAACAAUGUCACAAUGUCAAUGGCAGUGGCAACAGCAGCCUUGCUUGCUGCCAGCGACGUUGCAAACGAUGACCUUGAUUUUGCCUAUGAAGCCUAUCGCUUGCUGCUGGGUGUUGAUAUGAGACGUUUUGCUCCAGACGGUGAUUGGACCCAAGACACCAUGGCCUACGCCUCAGGUGCCCUGGACUUCAGCUUGCGCUUGUUGCCGAAAUCAGGCGAAGCCUUUGCACGGGAGCAUGCCAAUGAAUCCUUGCGCACGCGCAUCGGAGGUGUUCCGUUCUGGGACUUGGCUCGUGCUUCUGCACACGCGGUGACGCAAUGGGUGGAGAAAGGCUACGCGGCUGAAUCGACCAGACUCUUCGACAUUGGCGUCCGACUACUCCGGAUGGACACCAUCAUCCAAGAGACAGCGAACGAUCCCAACACGAUCGGCAGAGCAUACUCGGUCACGGUGUCCAAUGCUGGAGUGUAUGGCUUGGGGCCCAAAGAUGGCCAAUAUGGGAAGUUGAGAUUGGACAAAAUCUACUUUGGCAUCUCGGCAGCCAUCAGCGGCUCGUUGAUGAGCGCCUCCUCCUUGACGGUGAACGGUGACCUGUUGAUCACUGCAGUGAGCUGUUCGCCCUUGGUGAAUCGCUCGCAGAUGGAUCGCUUUGCAGAGUCCAUGGUGGGCUCCUUGGAGGUUGCUGCCUUGCAGAAGAAGCCCUUGUCGAGGAAGGGCACACCUUUGGUGGACAAUCCGAUCGAUCCUCGUGGCCAGCAGCCCUGGUACUAUUUGCUUGAGACGCCGAAAGGCAGUCUUCAGUGCCCUCAGUACGAAGAGGUGAAGAGCGCCACUAUGCCUGCCUUCGAUGUCGACAAGUAUGUCGGUGUUUGGUACGAACUUGCCUUCCACGACAUUACUCAAUGCAAUGGAUGUGGUUGCACCCAAUUCAACAUGACUCGGCAUGGCAACGUGAUCGAGGACAUGUUCACUGUCACCUGUCCAUGGCCAUGGAAGAAGGGUGUGGACGGACCCUGGCUACCAGGAUACAAUGUGAAUGGAAACCGGCGCAUGAACAUGUGGACCUGCAACAUGACCAUGUACUACAAGCCUCAAAAUCCGGGUGUGAUGUUGGAGACGGGCUUCGGCCAAGAGUUUGACAACAUGGUGCUGGAAAUCUGGAGCGAUCCUGAGAUUACGGCAAAGACAGGGUAUGAGUACACCAGAUCCAUCCAAUUCCAAUGCCUAGGUUCGGAACGUGAUGGGAUCACCUUCACUGGGAUCAACUUCUUGUCUCGAACGCCUAUCGUGGAGCCAUGGAUGAUGCAGGAGAUGUUUGUGCGCGCCCGCGCCCUGGGUUUAGAGCCCUAUGGCUCCAACGACAUGCACAUCGUCGAGCAUGCCGGGUGCCGAUAUCCCAAAUCCACCGCCCAAUCCUGGAUGGGCGACCGCCCUGAGUGGCCCUUCCCCGUGGCGGCGGGCGACUUCGGCGCGGAGAUCUAAGCCGAGCGGAGCGUCGGAGCCCACCUUUGGUCGCCACGUGGGAGGGCGGCUGUUGGGAGCCUGGUUGGGGAGAGGCUGGAGUAGAAGAAUGAUG
This is a messenger RNA of Durusdinium trenchii, 2836 nucleotides long. The record is from the annotation of a GenBank genome assembly. NCBI's taxonomy places the organism in Eukaryota, Dinophyceae, Suessiales, Symbiodiniaceae.